GGCGCGAAAAUUUAACUUUUUUUUAAACUUUAGCUGAAAUGCUAACGUUUUCAUCCACUGCUAUUUCUUCCUUUAUUUAACGUGUUUACAUCAUAAUUAAGUCCACCUGACGUGUUCCUGUCGACAGGUGGAGCAACAAACAUGACAGGUGGGGACAUAAUCCACGACAAGACCCACUUCAGACACGACCCGAGGUGGAGCGGGCGCCUGGGGCCUGCUGAGGGGGGCGGCCUGCUGCUCUGUGUGACCUGUGUGAUAGAGAUGAUGGAGAGGGAGGAUGUAGCGUCUGUGAGGAAAUCGUUUGUCCUGUCCAGUAUCAGCGGGGUGUUGAGGUGUUCCCCCGGGGUCCUGAGAGGGCUGCUCCAGCAGGACCACAGAGUCUGUCUGCAUUUCACAGCUUCUCUCCUGGGGAUGCUUCGCUCCAAGGAGGACCCGACCACCCUGGGAAAGGUUGAGCAAGUGCUGGUUCAGCUGCUUCUGGAGCUCCAGAGUGAGCCGUCAUACCGUUUUGUUUUGGAUGAGAUACACGAACAGUUCAGGGACCAGUUCGGUAUGAACGCCUUCCUGCCUGUUUUCAAGUUCUUGGGGAGCCUGGUGGAAGCGGUCCCCGACCUGGCUCACACCCUGGUUACUCAUUACGCCCCGCUGCUGGAUCACCUGUGCUCCGCCCUACUGUACCCAGAUGAAGCGCUGAAGGCCUCGGUCCUGUCCGUGUGGCUCAGACUGUUCAGGACAGCUGGAGGCUUGGCGGGUCAGUCCUUACCCGCCACCAUCAGAGACAGAGUGUGCAUCCUGUUACUGCAGACUUUAGCCAACGCCAGCUCCCCUCAGCUCAUCAAUAAGUGCACCGGCCUGCUGUCGCUGCUGGUUCAGCUCAGAGAGGCUGUGUCAGUCCUGAUGACCAGCUCCAGUAUUCAGGUCAUGGGCAGUGAGAACCAGAUCGUCCACAGCAACAACAGCCAAAACCAAGAGCAACAGUCCCCCGACCAUUGCCCUCUGCCCCUCAUACUGAAAAAGCUGCUGCUGAGCGGUGAUGAGACGUUACAGGCGACCAGUGCCAAGUGUAUCGCGUCCGUCCUGGUUCAUUCUCCCAGUCAGUACAGUGCUCCCUUUAUCAAGGCAGACACACCAGAGUUCCUGUUCGACCGUCUGGCCUGCAGCAGUAAUGAGGUGCUGCUGUGGUCUGUUUACAGCUGUCUGGUGCUGCUGACUGAGGACCCUCUCUUCUUCUCUCAGUGUCACUCUGUGUACGGUAUCGAGUCCCUGGUGCGCAGUCUGCAGGAGGCUCUGCGGCUGACCAACAUGGAGGUGCCAAAACAAGGUCUGCUGCUCCUCGCAGAGAUACUGGAGAGGCAGCCCCCAAACGUGCGUCUGUUCCCCAGCAGCGGAGGGUUUGUGGCGGUGUCGGAGGCUGUGGUCGCUGGAGUCUCCUCACACUGCAUGCUGGUAGCUGCACAGGCUGCCAGCGCUGCCUCCGCCCUGCUCAGACUGAACCACCAGUCCAUCCCAGUCCAGUACAGACAGAUCGAGGGGCUGAUCGAGGCCAUCACGCUCAGAUUCUCCGAGCUGACCCCGCCUCAUCCCGUUCGUCAUCGCAGCUCUGUGAGUCUGAGGAGGUCAGACCCAAGCAGUCAGGCUUCCAGGUCAGAGGGUUUUCUGCUGCAGGCCUUGAUCUGUUUCCAGGCUGCCUGCAGACUGUGUGAGGAGUGUGCAUCAGAGCCGGCUCUGAAGGAGAACACGUUCACGGCUCCAUCCAAACACAGCCACGCUCAGGACACACUGGACUCUCUGUGCCAGAGUCUGCUGCGCUGCUGUGACUCCGUCUGGAUACCAACCGUCAUUAGGAUGUGUGAGCGUGCUCCCAACGCUCGGUUACUGCAGCACUUUUACUCCAUCCUGUCAUCCCUGUUCACCCUCCUUCCAUCCCUCAUGCCUGUCUUUGCUAAAAAGCUCGCGUCCUCUGGUUUCUACCGGCUGGCUCUGGAACACAAAGGGCACCUCUGUGCAGGAAACAGGAACCCAGUUCUGAAUGCGUCUUGCUGUGGUUUUCUACAGAAGCUCAGUAUGAGUCUGCUCGCACAGUCAGACCCUUCUUCAGGCUCACACCAGCAAGAUUUUGAAGAGGUGGAGAAUCUCCUGCUGUACAACCUUCCCUCUCUGUGUUAUCGUCUGUCAGACUGGCCCUCUCUGCUGCGAGAGGCCCCUGGUCUCCAGCUGUGUGACUACAAAGGACCGAGGGCCACUCAGUACUGUUUGCUGAUACUGCUGCAGCUCGCCCUGCAGCAAGGAGACAGGCUCCUUCCAGACCACACAGUGUUCUCCUGCGUGGUGUGGCUGCUGCACACUGUGCAGGAUCAGGGCAGCUGUGCCGUGCCGCUCCCCGUGCUCCGCUCUGCCCUCUACCUGCUGGCUGUGACGCAGGACAAGAGCCCCAGUCUGGAAAGGGCCCCUUUAAACUGCAUUAGCAAGGCGCUCUCCUCCUGCCAAAGCUUCUCCUCCCUCUACAUCCACCACCCUGCACUCCUCCACUUCAUCUGUCGCUACCCGGAGCUUGCAGAGAAAUUUGGAUCCCUGGUCCUGGAGCUUUGGUUGACCAGGAAAGUGGAGCACUCAGACGCACAGCAGAGGAAAACGCUGCCAGACUCACAUGAGAAUGGAGAGAAGAGAGAGAGCCCAGCAGAUGAUUCAGUGACGCACAGAGACACCGUGGAGCUCCUGACUCUCGUUGAGAAGCAUCCGGCUGUUACACUGACCCUCCUGGACAUGGUCUGCACCCGAGAAGCCCUCCUGGCAGAGCGAGCCCUGGGAGUGCUGGAAGUUGUUGUGCACAGUCAAAGAGAAUAUGAUGCUGACUUGUGUACAAAUCUGAGGCCAGUGCUGCUCCAGGCUUUACAGAGGCUCAGCUUGGAGAACAUGAGACACAGGCUCGGGCAGGGACACAGUGAGCAGGUGAACUCACUCCCUCUGGUGCUGAAGCUGCUUUGUGUGAUGCAGGCCAGUGACCCACCUUCAUCAUCCUCUUACAGUAAGAUGGAUGGAGUUCACUUCAAGCUGCUCUACCACGUGAGUAAUAUAGCAGGGAGAUUGAAGCCUGCCAACACAGGGAGCCUGUUACCUGCCCUCAAUUACCUGUACUGCAGCCUGAGUCUGUCCCCUGCUCACUGCACAGACCGAGCUGUCUCCAUGCUCCUCUCCAACAGUGGACUGAUGGACCAGCUACAGACAGUCCUCUCCUCCUCCUCUGCUCCAUCCCUCUCUCCAUCAGCCUGUCCUCCUUCAGCCCUGCUGUGUUGCUGCCAUCUUCUCCUGUCCUCUCUCAUUACCCUGCAGCACUUUCACUCCCCUCAGGUCCAUAAGAGCCUCAGAUGGAGUCUGGACUCAGCAGUGCAGAGACUCCUCGUUCAGAAAAGGAACACGGACAAUCUGCUGCUGGUCAGCUACCUGAAGUUGCUGCAGGCUCUGCUCGACGUGGACCUGGUUUCGGGUGUGGUGCGUUUGGGUUCUGGUUCUGGUUUGGUCGGGCUCAAGCCUCUGGGAGUCGAAGAUGGUGCUCUGUACCCGCUUGGAGCCAGAGGCGCCAAACUCCUCGCCACCGCUCUCAGUGGACUUCUUCUGCAGGUUGUACUUCUCAGGGUUUUAUAAUCGUCACUCUAUUAAAACAGAGGCUGAAGUCAUUUUUUUAGUUUGGGAAAACACAAAAAACCUUACCAAAUGCAGAGCAUGUGAUAUUUAUUAAUCAGUUCAAUCAAAAAGGGCUUGGCAGUGGAUGAAUGUUGACAUACA
Notolabrus celidotus (New Zealand spotty) is the source of this 3783-nucleotide messenger RNA. RefSeq names its product meiosis inhibitor protein 1-like. The record is from RefSeq and is a predicted model, not a curated record. The transcript is spliced from 28 exons. The coding region runs from base 142 to 3642 and encodes 1166 amino acids. Gene Ontology annotation, biological process: meiosis I. Lineage: Eukaryota; Metazoa; Chordata; Actinopteri; Labriformes; Labridae.